This is a messenger RNA of Poecile atricapillus (Black-capped chickadee), 2510 nucleotides long. It is a transcript of the gene MTMR1, whose product is annotated as myotubularin related protein 1. Bases 140 to 2218 code for a protein of 692 amino acids. NCBI's taxonomy places the organism in Eukaryota, Metazoa, Chordata, Aves, Passeriformes, Paridae. The record is from RefSeq and is a predicted model, not a curated record. Gene Ontology annotation, molecular function: phosphatidylinositol-3,5-bisphosphate 3-phosphatase activity. Gene Ontology annotation, biological process: phosphatidylinositol dephosphorylation. The transcript has 17 exons.
AGGCCUCUGGGAAAGCGCCUCCGACAGGUGACAGCCCUCGGCGCUGCUGGGGCCCCAGGGGCCGGCCGGAGACGGACGGGCCGGGGAGCCGCGGAGAGGCGGGAGUCCGCCCGCCAUCCCCGGCGGCGCGGCCGGAAGCAUGGAGCGGGCGGCGGCGGCGGCAGGGCCGGCGGUGGAGGGUGGCGGCGUGAGCCGGCGAGCCGUGCGGGCGGGGGGCGCCGCGGCGGCGGGCGCGGGGUCGCGGCAGCCUAGCACCGAGACCCUGGACAGCCCGACUGGAUCCCACGUGGAAUGGUGUAAACAACUGAUAGCUGCAACCAUUUCAAGUCAGAUUUCAGGGUCUGUCCCUUCAGAGGGUGUGGCCAAAGACUACAGGGUGUACAGGAGGCCAGUUAUACGGGCACUGCGGGAUGGAAACAAACUGGCACAGAUGGAAGAGGCUCCACUUUUUCCUGGAGAAUCAAUCAAAGUUAUCGCUAAGGAUGUUAUGUAUAUCUGCCCAUUUAUGGGAGCAGUCAGUGGUACGCUCACAGUGACGGACUUCAGAAUGUUUAUCAAAAGUGUUGAGAGGGAUCCACCUUUUGUUGUUGAUGUUCCCCUUGGAGUUAUAAGUAGGGUUGAAAAAAUUGGAGUACAGAGCCAUGGAGACAAUUCAUGUGGUAUAGAAAUAGUUUGCAAGGAUAUGAGAAAUUUGCGGCUGGCCUAUAAACAGGAGGAGCAGAACAGACUGGAGAUCUUUGAAAACCUUGUAACACGUGCAUUUCCUGUUUCUAAUGGGCUGCCUCUUUUUGCAUUCAGCUACAAAGAAAAGUUUGCUGUUAAUGGCUGGAAAGUGUAUGACCCAAUGGCAGAAUAUAAGAGGCAGGGCUUGCCCAAUGAGAGUUGGAAAAUAUCCAAAAUUAACAGCACCUAUGAGCUUUGUGAUACAUAUCCUGCUGUUCUUGUUGUGCCAACCAGUGUAAAGGACGAUGACCUCUCAAAAGUGGCAGCAUUUAGAGCAAAAGGGAGAAUUCCUGUGUUGUCCUGGAUUCAUCCUGAGAGUCAAGCAACAAUAACACGAUGCAGCCAGCCAUCAGUUGGCCCAAAUGAUAAGCGUUGCAAGGAAGAUGAAAAAUAUUUGCAGACAAUUAUGGAUGCCAAUGCUCAGUCACAUAAACUUAUCAUCUUUGAUGCCAGGCAGAAUAGUGUUGCAGACACAAACAAGGCUAAAGGUGGAGGAUAUGAAAGUGAAAGUGCCUACCCAAAUGCAGAGCUGGUCUUUCUGGAGAUUCAUAAUAUACAUGUCAUGAGAGAAUCCCUGCGGAAACUUAAAGAAAUUGUUUAUCCUACUAUUGAUGAGACUCGGUGGCUGUCAAACGUGGACUCCACACACUGGCUGGAAUAUAUAAGGAUGCUUCUUGCUGGAGCAGUAAGAAUUGCAGAUAAAAUUGAAUCUGGUAAAACCUCUGUAGUGGUGCACUGCAGUGAUGGCUGGGAUCGAACUGCACAGCUCACUGCACUGGCCAUGCUUAUGCUGGACAGCUAUUACAGAACCAUCAAGGGCUUUGAAGUACUUGUAGAGAAAGAAUGGAUAAGUUUUGGACAUCGAUUUGCAAUGAGAGUGGGACAUGGAGAUGAUGAUCAUGCAGAUGCUGACAGAUCUCCCAUUUUCCUGCAGUUCAUUGACUGUGUUUGGCAAAUGACAAAGCAGUUUCCUGCAGCAUUUGAAUUCAAUGAGUUAUUUUUGAUCACCAUUCUGGAUCACCUUUAUAGUUGUCUAUUUGGAACUUUCUUAUGCAACUGUGAAAAAGAGAGAUUAAAAGAGGAGUUGAGCACAAAGACUGUAUCUCUGUGGUCCUAUAUAAACAGCCAAUUAGAGGAAUUCACAAAUCCCUUCUAUGUAAACUAUGAAAACCAUGUCCUGUAUCCUGUUGCCAGUCUGAACCAUUUGGAACUGUGGGUGAACUACUACAUCAGGUGGAACCCAAGGAUGCGGCCUCAGGUUUUGAAAACAUCAAUAUCAAAUGCAUGGAUUUUGGAUGUAUGUUCUUUAAAAAGCGAGAAUUCACAAAAUGUUCCAAUCCACCAAAAUCUUAAAGAACUUCUGGCCAUCCGGACAGAGCUUCAGAAGAGGGUUGAGGAUUUGCAGCGGGAGGCUGCCACACGUUCCAUUUCCUCCUCCUCUGACAGAGGUUCAUCUCCUUCCCAUUCCACCACACCAGUGCACACCUCUGUGUGAUGUGGAACUAAAGCCAUGUGAAAAAAAUUAGUGUCAGAUAACACAGAGGGUGAAAUGCUUUUCCCAUCACAAAAGGAUUGUGAGUGACUUGUAAUUGCUAUGAUCUACAUGCCUUACUCUGUGUCUGAUAAUAUCACAAUGAGGCCAAAAAGAGCUUCAAUAGACAUGGUGUAUUUUCUUGUUGGCAGUUCCUAUAUGUGUUUUGACACUCUAGCUAAGUCACCAAUUGUGAAAUUAAACUUUGUUUUGAGCAACUAACAAUUUAGCCAUUCUGAAAAGGAAUCCAUCUGCC